UCGGGGGACAACUUUGAGGAUUGGUACGAAUUUAAUCUUUCCAAUUUUCCCCAAAUUUGAUAUAGAGGGAUAAAACGGAGCAUCCGACCCGACUCGGGAUGAUAGUGACGUGAUGACGUGGCAUGAUUUGUGAGCAAAAAGAUCAACGUCAGCUGCUGCCUAUGGUGACCCUAACGAUCUUCUCUUUCUUCCCCAGCAAAACAUCGUCUUCUUAUAUUUAAGCCGAAGCCAAAAACAGGAAAAAUUGAAUCUGAAUUUGCAGAUAGAGUGUCUGAUUCGGCAACUGAUCAAAUAUGUCAUACGAAGAAGUUGCUGUUGGAGCAAUUAGGGAUGCUUUAAAGGCUCUAAGAAAGCGGCAUUUAGUGGAGGAAGGGGCUCAUGCCCCUGCUUUCCUUGCCCUCACUCGGCCUCUCGUUUUGCAGGGUUCAGAGUGGAAAGAGAAAGCUGAAAAUCUUGAAGUGGAACUUCAGCAAUGUUACAAAGCUCAAGCACGUCUGUCGGAUCAGCUUGUGGUGGAAGUAGCUGAAUCAAGAGCAUCAAAAUCUUUAGUUCAAGAGAAGGAAGCUAUCAUUACUGACCUUCAGAACGAGCUAAACGAAUCAAGGGAUGAAUGUUCUCGUUUAACUGAACUUCUUGCGGAAAAGACUAAAGCUUUGGAAUUGAUUAUGGGUGAGCACCAGGACCUUAAAGCACAACUUGAAGCAAUGACUCUGAGAGCAAACAAUGCUGAGGCAGAAAAUAAAACGUUAGUUGAUCGUUGGAUGCUGCAGAAGAUGCAGGACGCUGAGCGCCUUAACGAGGCUAAUGCUCUCUAUGAAGAUAUGCUGGAUAAGGUCAAGGCCACCAGUAUAGAGAAACUUGCUCGUCAACAAGUGGAUGGUGUGGUCCGCCAAAGUGAAGAUGGUGCAGACUUCUAUGCAGAAUCUUCCCUUCCUAGUAUAUGCAAGCAAAGAAUCCCCGCCCAUGAUGGUGGAUGUGCCUCGAUUCUUUUUGAGUAUAACUCCAGUAAAUUGAUAAGCGGUGGGCAGGACCGGGCAAUUAAAAUGUGGGAUACUACAAGUGGAUCAUUAAGCAACAGUCUUUACGGUUGUCUGGGUUCUGUCCUCGAUCUUUCCAUUACACAUGAUAACAAAUACAUCAUUGCAGCAAGUAGUUCAAAUAACUUGUAUGUGUGGGAUGCAAAUUCAGGCAGGAUACGACAUACUCUUACUGGGCAUGUAGACAAAGUUUGUGCUGUAGACGUGAGCAAAUUUUCAAGUCGAUACGUGGUGAGUGCUGCGUAUGAUCGUACCAUAAAAAUUUGGGAUCUGCAGAAGGGCUACUGUACUAACACUAUUAUCUUCCACAGUAACUGUAAUAGCCUUUCGUUUAGCAUGGAUGGCCUGACCAUUUGUUCCGGUCACGUCGAUGGGAGUCUUAGAUUAUGGGAUAUUCAGACAGGGAAGCUUCUGAGUGAAGUUGCUGCACAUUCACAGGCUGUUACAUCAGUUUCACUCUCUCGAAAUGGAAAUGUAAUAUUAACCAGUGGGAGAGACAACUUGCACAAUCUAUUUGAUAUUCGUACCCUUGAAAUUUGUGGCACUUUCAGAGCGAAUGAAAACCGAGUUGCAUCUAAUUGGAGUCGUUCCUGUAUCUGUCCAGAUGACAGUUAUGUUGCUGCUGGUUCUGUUGAUGGAUCUGUUCAUAUUUGGUCAGUAGCAAACGCUAAAAUGGUAAGCACUUUGAAAGAACACACGGCCCCUGUUCUAUGUUGUUCAUGGAGUGGUCUUGGUAAACCUCUGGCUACCUCGGAUAAGAGUGGAAUCAUAUGUAUUUGGUCAUAGUAUCACUUCAGAGUUCGGAAUGCUCUAGUGUUGAGUAGUGACAAGAUUGUUCAGCCGUUAUAGAUUGCUCAGUAAUUCAGCUUUCAGUCCGGAUCUUGAGUGUGUCAGUGUUGAUUUUAGAUGUGAAAGCUCAAUUUAAGACAUCAUAUUGACUGUGAAGCCAUAAAUGGGUAUCCUCCAUCCGAAGAUCAUGCCAAAAGGCUGACAUUGUAAAUAAAUUAAGCUUCUAAGCUGAAAAAGUAGAAAUCUUCAAUUGAUAUUGAUUGGAAAGUAGAUAUUGAUUGUCAAAUGUUCAUUAUUCAUGGAAAAAUAAGGUGGUCUUUCGUGGUGAUAAUUUUCAUGUGUA
Messenger RNA from Nicotiana attenuata, 2169 nucleotides. Its product is annotated as autophagy-related protein 16. The transcript has 5 exons. Gene Ontology annotation, molecular function: protein binding. The record is from RefSeq and is a predicted model, not a curated record. The coding region runs from base 294 to 1823 and encodes 509 amino acids. NCBI's taxonomy places the organism in Eukaryota, Viridiplantae, Streptophyta, Magnoliopsida, Solanales, Solanaceae. Gene Ontology annotation, biological process: autophagosome assembly. Gene Ontology annotation, cellular component: autophagosome membrane.